This is a messenger RNA of Mastomys coucha (southern multimammate mouse), 674 nucleotides long. It is a transcript of the gene Isg15, whose product is annotated as ISG15 ubiquitin like modifier. NCBI's taxonomy places the organism in Eukaryota, Metazoa, Chordata, Mammalia, Rodentia, Muridae. The transcript is spliced from 2 exons. Gene Ontology annotation, molecular function: polyubiquitin modification-dependent protein binding. Gene Ontology annotation, biological process: ubiquitin-dependent protein catabolic process. Gene Ontology annotation, cellular component: cytosol. The record is from RefSeq and is a predicted model, not a curated record. Bases 130 to 612 code for a protein of 160 amino acids.
CCGCCUCUUCACACCCACAGCUUAUGCUUAAAAGAGUUGACCCAGUCUCUGAUUGUGAGAGCCAGCAGCCAGAAGCUGAGAGAAGCACACUCCUUAGUUCCAGGGGACGUAGUGCUAGAGCCUCCAGCGAUGGCCUGGAGCCUAAAGGUGAAGAUGCUGGGGGGUAAUGAGUUCCUGGUGUCUGUGAAUAACUCUAUGAUGGUGUCAGAACUGAAGAAGCAGAUUGCUCAGAAGAUUGAUGUGCCAGCUUUCCAGCAGCACCUGGCCCACCAAAGUGAAGUGCUACAGGAUGGUGUUACCCUUUCCAGCCUGGGUCUGGGUCCUGGCAGCACAGUCAUGCUAAUGGUGCAGAACUGCCAAGAUCCUCUGAGCAUCCUGGUGAGAAAUGAAAAGGGCCACAGCAAUAUCUAUGAGGUCUGUCUGACACAGACAGUAGAAGUGCUUAAGAAGAAGGUGUCCCAGCAGGAGCAAGUCCAUGAAGACCGAUUCUACCUGAGCUUCCAGGGAAGGGUAAUGGAGGACAAAGAGCUACUGGGGGAGUAUGGCCUAAAGCCCCAGUGCACAGUGAUCAUGAAUUUGCGCCUGAGGGGGGGAGGGGACUAUUAUACCUAAGGCCCCUAUCCAGAGCCAAUGUUGGCUAUAAAAAAUGAUGCAAUAAAAAGUUCUGCCUCCUG